CCCGGAGUCUGGCGGGGUUCCCGCCUCGGGCCGCCGGGGAGCCCACGUUGGCGUCGGGGGCGCCCCCUGGAGGAUUUGGGGAGGGGGAAGGAAGAAGAGACUAUUAUUGAGUUGGAUGAUGUCGGGGGUGCGGGAAGUGUGUGGACAAGCAGGCGUCGGCAAAAUGGGUUCAGAGGUAGUCACGAAUCGCACUGAGCCAAAAAACGUCCAGCAUUUUCUUCCGUUACAAGCAAAAUGAAUAUUCCCAUGCUGCUCCAACAUCCUCAUCGGGACUUCCUUAAAGUCCUUUUAAGAACGCUUUUCCGACGUUACCACUUCAUCGUACCCUCAAGUACUCACCUCAGAUCAGGAAUCCCACGUGCUCAGCCGUUCAGUUCUCUCGGACUCCAUCAUGCAAAGUGGAUGCUGCCGUCAAAUGGUUUAACGAGAACAUUAUGUCUACAAACAACCUUAAAGGAACAAACAGAAGGACUUUCUGAUAAAGAACAAAAGCUUGUGGCUGAGCUUUAUACUGGUUUAAUCCAGGGGCAAAGGGCCUGCUUGGCAGAGGCCAUAACUCUUAUAGAAUCAACUCACAACAGGAAGAAAGAGUUAGCCCAGGUGCUUCUUCAGAAAGUGUUGGUCCACCACAGAGAACAAGAAAAAUUAAAAGGAAAACCACUAGCAUUUCGAGUGGGAUUGUCUGGGCCUCCUGGUGCUGGGAAAUCAACCUUUAUAGAAUAUUUUGGAAAAAUGCUUACUGAGAGAGGGCACAAAUUAUCUGUGCUGGCUGUGGACCCUUCUUCUUGUACUAGUGGUGGAUCACUCUUAGGUGAUAAAACCCGAAUGACUGAGUUAUCAAGAGAUAUGAACGCGUACAUCAGGCCAUCUCCUACUAGAGGUACUUUAGGAGGUGUGACAAGGACCACAAACGAAGCUAUUCUGUUGUGCGAAGGAGGCGGAUAUGACAUAAUUCUUAUUGAAACCGUGGGUGUGGGGCAGUCGGAGUUUGCUGUUGCUGACAUGGUUGACAUGUUUGUUUUACUACUGCCACCAGCAGGAGGAGAUGAAUUGCAGGGUAUUAAAAGAGGUAUAAUUGAGAUGGCAGAUCUGGUCGCUAUAACCAAAUCUGAUGGAGACUUGGUCGUGCCAGCUCGAAGGAUACAAGCAGAGUAUGUGAGCGCGCUGAAAUUACUCCGCAGGCGUUCAGGAGUCUGGAGACCAAAGGUAAUUCGUAUUUCUGCCAGAAGUGGAGAGGGGAUCGCUGAAAUGUGGGAUACAAUGAAAGAAUUCCAGGAUGUGAUGCUUGCCAGUGGGGAGCUGACUGCCAAGCGACAGAAGCAGCAGAGAGUUUGGAUGUGGAACCUCAUUCAGGAAAAUGUGGUAGAACAUUUCAGGACCCACCCCACAGUCCGGAAACGGAUUCCUCUCCUGGAAGAAAGCGUUCUCAGUGGGGCCCUGUCCCCAGGCCUAGCGGCAGACCUGUUGUUGAAAGCUUUUAAAAGCAGAGACUAAUGAAGUGCAUCCUAUCCAAUAACUUUAUAUAUC
Eubalaena glacialis (North Atlantic right whale) is the source of this 1527-nucleotide messenger RNA. It is a transcript of the gene MMAA, whose product is annotated as metabolism of cobalamin associated A. The coding region runs from base 235 to 1494 and encodes 419 amino acids. Gene Ontology annotation, cellular component: cytoplasm. The transcript has 7 exons. Gene Ontology annotation, molecular function: GTPase activity; GTP binding. Lineage: Eukaryota; Metazoa; Chordata; Mammalia; Artiodactyla; Balaenidae. The record is from RefSeq and is a predicted model, not a curated record.